Molecule: messenger RNA, 383 nt
Organism: Paramuricea clavata
Lineage: Eukaryota; Metazoa; Cnidaria; Anthozoa; Malacalcyonacea; Plexauridae
Source: the annotation of a GenBank genome assembly
AUGAAUAUGGAUGAAGUUCAAAGACCAAUGGGUAAGAAUUUGUUUAAUAGAGCUAUGUUAUGUCCAUGAUCCCUUUAGUUGAUCAUAGAAUAAUAUAGUAUUAUAUAAAACAAAGUGAAAUGCUCUCAAUUUCAACUGUUUCGAAACUUUAUACAGUAUAUUUAAGACCAUUUUUUUGCUUGAUAGGGAAAGCAAACAAGAGUAACAACGGCAAAGCCAAAAAACAGUUAAGCGAACGUCUUGAUAGGGCUUUGGAAGAAGCUGAAAAUCUAUUUUCGACUCCUAAAGCUGGCAAAAUGAGAAAGAAGAGCCACAUUGAAAUCAGAAGAGACAACAAGGGGAAUAGAGUCUACCACUGUCCCAGAAAAGGUAGUAUUAGAUAG